Lineus longissimus is the source of this 4103-nucleotide messenger RNA. RefSeq names its product F-box and leucine-rich repeat protein 13-like. Gene Ontology annotation, cellular component: SCF ubiquitin ligase complex. The coding region runs from base 78 to 2420 and encodes 780 amino acids. The record is from RefSeq and is a predicted model, not a curated record. Gene Ontology annotation, biological process: SCF-dependent proteasomal ubiquitin-dependent protein catabolic process. Gene Ontology annotation, molecular function: protein binding. NCBI's taxonomy places the organism in Eukaryota, Metazoa, Nemertea, Pilidiophora, Heteronemertea, Lineidae. The transcript is spliced from 19 exons.
AGUCAAAAUUGACAGGUGCCCGCGGAGCGGUGAAAUACUGGACAUUUUUAGGCUGUGUUCACAUAAAUAUCGCCACAAUGGCUGCCUCACUUAAAGGGCUGGACCCGGCCCUCAAAAUUUACCUUAGAAAUAAUCGAUUGCCAGAUGUAUACGAGGCCCUAUUGACCUCGGUAGCGGUCAUGUGUCCAGAUGAUCCACUUCAGUUUAUUAUUGAUAAGCUGUCAGUCAUACGAGAUCAAGGUUAUGGAAUCUUGGAGUGGGAUGUCUUCAUAGAUGAAGGCAUGAAGCCAAAGAGUAAAAUCAUCAAUGAGAGCAACCUGGAGUAUAUCUUCAACUUUGAUGAGAAUGCACUGCCAACCCCAGAGAUGUAUGCCAAGGCCUAUGGCCACUACAACAACAAACUCAAGACAAUGUGCUACAGUUCAUGGAUGCAGUACCACUUGCGAAAACAGGCCAAGCAAAGAGCGCUACAAGCCAAAAUGGACCGAGCCGCCACCCAUUAUGCCCAUCGCAAGAUGAGGAUUCAUAUACAUAUAUGGAUGGAAUGGGUGAGGUUCAGGAAAGGAAGACAAGCUAUGGCUUUCAACAAAAUACAACACGUGUUCCAUGUCUCAGUUGGCCGAGUCAUUUUCGAAGCCUGGCAUAAUGUCACUCUCGAUGCCAAGAAAACCAGGGAGUAUUUCGAGCAAGGAGAGAGGUUGCUUCAGCGGCUUGAGCGUGGGGAGAAUAUGGAUGACGAUGAUGAAUUUUCCCGAGGUGGUGGGGAAGCUAGGGAUGACAUCUCAAUGCUGCCAAGGAAAGUUGCCAUCAAGAUCUUUGGCUAUAUCAGCAUUGCCGAUCUCGCGAGAUGUGCGUCCGUGUGUCGUUCAUGGAAGGUGAUCACCCAGUCUAGUGCCUUGUGGAGUAUGUUAGACCUGUCGCAGGUCAAGGACAGAAUCAAAGAUCGUCCCGCAUGCCGGCUCUUGGCAAAAUGUCGACCAUUUCUUGUCCAUCUGAACAUGCGUGGAUGUGACAUGUUGAGUAAACCAACAUUCGUAUCGAUGAGUGAGUGCCGUAAUUUGCAGGAUCUUAACUUGUCAGAAUGUCCUGGAGUCACAGACGAGACCAUUCGUAUUGUAGCAGAUGGCUGUUCCAUCCUGUUGUACCUGAAUCUAUCACACACAGACAUCACCGAUGCUUCACUCAGAACUUUAGCCAAGCGGUGUCCUAAUCUACAGUAUAUCAGCCUGGCGUUUUGUAGAAAAUUCACAGACCGGGGUCUGGCAUACAUAAGCCACAGUGAGGGAGCAAAGAAAUUACUCUAUCUUGACAUGUCAGCAUGUUUACAGAUCACAGAAAAGGGCUUCAAAUUUAUUGCUGAUGGCUGUCGGAACAUACAGUUCCUGAUGUUGAAUGAGUUCACCUCACUCUCGGACGAAGCCGUCCAAGUCUUGGCCGAUAACUGUAAAAACCUCCGGCACAUCUCGUUCCUGGGGUCACCAUUCCUGUCCGAUGAAACAUUCAAGAAAUUUGCCGUUCACAAGAAGCUGGAGAAAAUCAAAAUUGAAGGUAACCAGAAGUUGUCAGAUGCAGGUCUGAAGCCCAUCGGGAAGUUCUGUCACGAACUCCGUCACCUGUACAUGGUCGACUGCCAGCGCAUCACCGACCUGUCCCUGAAAGCUUUAUCAUUGUGUCGUCACCUCACCGUACUCAACUUGGCAGACUGUGUGAGAAUCACCGAUACUGGAGUGCGGUACAUCGUAGAAGGUUCAUGCGGCCCAAAACUGAGGGAACUCAACCUGACAAACUGUAUACGCCUGGGUGACAUAGGCUUGGUGAAUAUUCAUAAAAGAUGUCAUAGCCUGGCAUACCUCAGUGUCUGUUUCUGUGAGCACAUCAGUGAGGCGGGUAUAGAGCUGCUGGGUCAGACUCACAGUCUCACGUCGUUGGAUAUAUCAGGGUGUAACUGCGGUGAUCAGGGCCUGUCCGCUCUUGGUAACAAUCAACAUUUCAAUGAUGUGUGUCUGUCCGAGUGUUCAGCCGUCACCGAUCUUGGUCUGCAGAAGUUUGCCCAGCAGUGUAAGGAGGUGGAGAGGUUGGAUCUCUCUCAUUGCCAACAAUUAACAGAUGGUGCUAUAAAGAACUUGGCAUUUUGUUGCCGCAUACUCAGCGUGUUGAACCUAGCCGGAUGCAAGCUCCUCACAGACCUUAGCAUCCAGUACCUGUCUGGAGUGUGCCAUUAUCUCCGCUCCCUGGAUCUGUCAGGGUGCAUACUGGUUUCCGAUAAAUCUAUGAAAUAUUUGAGAAAAGGCUGCAAGAAUCUAAAGACACUGAUUAUUCUAUACUGCUGUAACAUUAGCAAGCAUACUGCUGCAAAGAUGGCGCGUCAAUUGGAAGUGCAAUACAGCCAGGAUGAAGUCCCCAGCUACUUUGGAUAUUAAAGAGGCCUUUGCUGUGAACUAGGUGGAAUCAUAUCUCUGUUCGGGAUCAGAAAUUUUACGGAAUGUGGACUCAAUACAUGAUGUCUGAAUUCGACCUUUGAUUCUAAACUGCUGUAAGCUGGGAAAUGUUUAUCUGCAUUCUAAUUUUACACUUUUAUGACCAGUACUGUAAUAUCAGUGAACAUUCCCCAGUUUAGUGCAUUUAGAAAUGUUCAAAAAGUAAAACCAUUUCCUUUGGGAAUUGACAGCGACUCCAAUAUUUGAUGAAGAUGCGAUCUUCCUUUAACAUAUUUGAAGGGGUUAUCUGGAGGUGGUAUUUCCAUCCAUUAAUCGGUGAUGUUGCCAUAAUUUGGUCACUAUCAACAUGAUCAACGAAAAAAUACUCGAAAAUCUUCUUUUGAUUUAGGUCUAGGACAGUAUGUUAUGUAAGCAUGAUUUACAACUUUUUGUUGAUUAAUGAGUUUCUACAAGCGGAUAGACCAGCAUUGUCGACCCAGGUUUUUACCUGAUGUUCGGCCGUCAGUGACAAACCUGCUGCAUGUAUUAUGGAGUCUACACUGCUUGUGCCUUAGAUAUAUCUCUCUCUCUUCUGUGGUGAAAGCUUGUGCCAAAGAUAACUUUACAAAGGGCGCAUUAAUGUGCCUUACAUUUGUUCCGUCCAAAAUGUGUUUGAAAUAUUGCAUUGGGGAAUUUUUUAAUCGGUGAAUUGGUACCAGUAGCAGAAUGGCCGUGUCGAUCACUGUGACAAGCACAGUUUCAAGGCACAAUUUCUUAGAAAUGCUAUUACAGUAGAACCUCUCUAUACCGGUAGCAGAAUGGCCGUGUCGAUCACUGUGACAAGCACAGUUUCAAGGUACAAUUUCUUAGAAAUGCUAUUACAGUAGAACCUCUCUAUUAAGGACACCCAUAAGACUGAUAAGUGCUGUCCUUAAUAGAGAUGUGUCCUGAUUAGAGGGGUCACAUUGAAUGGAAACAACCAAUUUGGGACCAAAACUAGUGUCCUUAAUAGAGAGGUGUCUGCAAAGGGAGGUUCCACUGUCCUAUCCAAGUGUCAGUCUCGCCGACUCUAGUGCCAACAGAAAACACGAAAAUUAUGCAUCAAGAGCAUAAAAAAACAAACUUUCUGUGAUCCAAUAUAUUUGGAAGUGAAUUGUUUGCAGAGUUGCGACAACAUUUGAUGUCAGUAUUAGCUAAAUCAUCCCAAUAUAUCUGCCUCUCUGCCGGGCUGUGUUUGGAGCUAAGCAGUCUACUGCAUUCUAAUGUAAUGAUAAAAGCUUCAUCAGAUGUGGCUAAAACAUAACGCCCCCUCGUCUCGGAGGUCAGGCAUGAUAAGUUGAUGUAAUUCUUCUGCAUCUAUUGGGCAAUGUGUUUGUUCCGGGGCCCCAUGGUACUGCUUGUUUGUUCCGGGGCCCCAUGGUACUGCUUGUUUGUUCCAGGGCCCCAGGGUACUGCUUGUUUGUUCCGGAGCCCCAGGGUACUGCUUGUUUGUUCCAGGGCCCCAUGGUACUGCUUGUUUGUUCCAGGGCCCCAGGGUACUGCUUGUUUGUUCCAGGGCCCCAGGGUACUGCUUGUUUGUUCCAGGGCCCCAGGGUACUGCUUGUUUGUUCCAGGGCCCCUGGGUACUGCUUGUUUGUUCCGGGGCCCCAGGGUACUGCUUGUUUGUUCCAGGGCCCCUGGGUACUG